Oikopleura dioica is the source of this 1482-nucleotide messenger RNA. The record is from the annotation of a GenBank genome assembly. NCBI's taxonomy places the organism in Eukaryota, Metazoa, Chordata, Appendicularia, Copelata, Oikopleuridae.
AUGGGUACAGAAGGAACCGUAGUAGGGGGCGGUGGUGACAGCCUGAAGAAGAAAAUUACGCUAAGAAAUGGUGUUACUCUAAUUGUUGGAAAUAUCAUCGGCUCUGGAAUUUUUCUGACGCCAACCGCUGUUCUCUUUGCUUCCGGCUCCCCCGCGCUCUCGCUCAUCAGUUGGUCUUUCGCUGGUCUUUUCUCGCUGAUAGGCGCUAUUUGCUACGCUGAGCUUGGAACAACUAUCGUGAAAUCUGGUGCUUCCUAUGCCUACAUUCUCGAAGCCUUUGGCGAGUUUAUUGCUUUCCUCCGACUUUGGAUUUCUGUUCUUGUUAUCGAACCUACAGUUCAAGCCACAAUCGCCAUCACAUUUGGACAGUACUUGCUUCAGCCCUUCAAUCCAAACUGCGAGCCAGAUAUGCUCUCGACUCGUCUUGUUGCCGCUGCCUGUAUCUUUUCAAUCAUGUAUGUGAACAGUAUCAAUGUUCGCUACGGCACCCGCCUUACUGACGUCUUCGCCUAUGCAAAAGUAGCAGCUUUGAUCGUACUUGUCUUUACUGGUCUUUACUACCUCUUCUUUACUUCUUCCGGGCAAGUGACUAACUUCACCACCGGAGCCUGGACAAAUUCCAAAUACGAUCCACUUUCCAUCGUUAUCGGCUUGUAUCAGGGACUUUUCUCGUACUCUGGUUGGGAUACUCUCAACUUUUUAGUUGAAGAACUUCAGGAUCCCUUCGUCAAUAUGCCUAAGGCGAUCUGGAUUUCUAUGCCCAUUGUCAUUCUCAUCUAUGUCUCCAUUAACGUCGCUUACCUCGCUGUUUUAACUCCAUCCGAGAUCAUGUCUUCGGCGGCUCUUGCAAACGAUAUGGCGACUCGUACACUUGGCUCCAUCGGCGGCAUCUGCGUCCCCAUCUGCGUCGCCAUGUCCUGCUGGGGCGGCUUGAACUCGUCCAUGAUGGCUUCAAGCCGUCUUUUUAUGGUUGGAUCCCGAGAAGGCCACUUGCCUCAGUGGAUUUCCAUGAUUACUUUCAAGGGAAACUCGGGUACUCCUGCGCCAGCCAUGAUCUUUACCGGACUUCUAACUAUCCUCUAUCUUCUCGUGCCAAAUGUCUUUGAUUUGGUCAACUACUACAGCUUCACGUACUGGCUUACUGUUGGCCUCUCCGUCGCUGGUCAAAUCUACCUUCGCUUCACACAACCGGAUCGCCCGAGACCCAUCAAAUUCAGUCUCGCCUGGCCGAUUAUUUUCACUCUCAUGUGCACCCUCCUGAUUGUGGUGCCUCUCGUAACUGAACCAGUCGAUACCUUGAUCGGCUGCGGAAUGAUGUUCUCCGGAAUAAUUCCCUGGUAUUUAUGGAAGAAAACAGACUGGCUAGACAAGUGUGGAUGUAUUAAAGCCUUUGCGAAUGGCUGCGAAAGAAUCACAGAGUCUAUCACUCGAAAGUUGCAGCUUCUUCUGCCAGUCAUUCCGGGAAAACUCGCCGACGAAUAG